AUGACUCCUGCUUCCAAGUACCAAUUGGCUUCAAUAUUUAUUGGUGCAAAUGUGGUAGCUUUGGGGUCUGGUACACCGUAUAUGUACAGUUUCUAUGCACCACAGUUGCUCAAAAAAUGCCAUCUUGACAUUGAAAGAUCUAGUGAUUUCUCCUUUGCCAUGUCUUUAGGGAUGAGUGCGAUGGGUGUUUUCGCAGGAAUGAUAAUAGACCAUUCGCCCAGUUUGGCCACCGGAAUUGGGGCCUUUCUUACAUUUUUUGCAUAUUCUACUCUUUACUUUUGUUACACUUAUGAAUAUAGCAGCGUUUUUUUGAUCUUCGUAGCUUUGGUGAUGAUUGGGUUUGGUUCCAUUUGCUCUUUUUAUGCAGCUAUGAAAUGUUGUACUGCAAAUUUUCCUAACCAUAGAGGUGCUGCAGGAGCGUUCCCCAUAUCUCAGUAUGCACUGUCAGGAUUAGUCUUUUCGCUUCUGUGUUCGAGUUUGUUUAAAGACGAUAUACAAUCCGUGUUUUUGUUCUUGAUUAUUGUUUGUACUUCUACUGCACUUAUUGGUUGUAUGACCUUCAGAAUCAUCGAGGAAGACCAUGUCCAUAAAGUUGAAUCUUCUGAGGACGCAUUACUGGCACUAGAUGAUUCUGGAGCAGAAAACGAGUCGCCUUCACUUUUGGACGAAACUUAUCAUUCAAAACCAAUUAAUGUUAUCAAUGCAAAACGUGGUUCUAUGUCUUCAGUGACUUACAAUGCCUUUGCAACAGGAUCUGCUGAUUCUUCAUCACCAACUGCUGCUGCUAUGAAACAGUCUUCAUCCACUACAUUAUUUUCCCUAAGGAGAAGCGAUUCUGUCUCUUCCUGGACAAAAGAUUUGGUUGGAUCUUUACAAUUUUGGGGUAUAGGUAGAGCAAGACCGAGUGAUAGUGCACUAUUUCCUUAUCACCCUAAAAGAAAUGCAAGGACAAGUUUCACAAUUGAUGUAAACCCAACUCAAAGGAGACAAUCUUUGUCUCAAGACCAGUCCCAGAAUUCAACCGUAUUGGCAUCCAAUAACUUUCCAGAACCCAAUAUCGAUAAUGUUUCCCAUGAAAUAAAUAUACAAACUUCAAAGAUUGAAACUAUUUCUACAGAGAAUAAACAAAGCUGGUGGAAUGAACAUCCUGUAUUGAAAAAUUUAUCAAAACCACGGUUUUUUGCCUAUUUAUUCACUUUGGCAACGUUGCAGGGUAUUGGUCAGAUGUACAUUUUUGCAGUUGGAUUUGUGGUGACUACUCAAAUCCAAUCGAGUGAUGAUCCUUCGAGCUGGAACCAAGAAGAAUAUCUGUCACUACAAGUAUCAUUAAUUUCGGUAAUGUCUUUUGGUGCCAGAUUUUUAUCAGGGAUUGUUUCAGAUCUCCUUGUUAAGAAGUUCCAUUCUCAGCGUCUAUGGAUAAUCACUUUUUCUGCUGUUCUGAGUAUCAUCGCGUCUAGAAAAUUGAUUUCUCUUGAUCCUGAUACUUCCACAACAUCGAGCAAUUUGCACAAUAUCUCCUUAUCUUCGGUAUUAUUUGGAUUUGCAUUUGGUAUGGCUUUCGGAACUUUCCCUGCUAUCAUUGCCGAUUCUUUUGGUACUAAAGGCUUUAGUACACUAUGGGGAUUAAGUACCGCUGGCGGUAUCUUCACUGUUAAGAUUUUGAGUGGGAUAUUGGCAAAUGAUUUGUCUGUCCAUAUGGCUCCAAAUGAAACCACAUGCACAAAAGGCAUAAAAUGUUAUUCUCACACUUUCCAUAUAACACAGUACUGGGGACUUUUUGCUGUCUUCUUAUCACUACUGACAAUAUUCAUUAGUUAUAGACAAAAAAUUGAAAGACACCGUGCGAUUUUCACUUUGGAUGCAUGA
Kluyveromyces lactis is the source of this 1866-nucleotide messenger RNA. RefSeq lists its product as uncharacterized. The coding region runs from base 1 to 1866 and encodes 621 amino acids. The record is from RefSeq and is a predicted model, not a curated record. Lineage: Eukaryota; Fungi; Ascomycota; Saccharomycetes; Saccharomycetales; Saccharomycetaceae. Gene Ontology annotation, biological process: transmembrane transport. The transcript has a single exon. Gene Ontology annotation, cellular component: membrane. Gene Ontology annotation, molecular function: transmembrane transporter activity.